AUGUCCGACCCAGAAGAACACGAACUUGGGGCUCUUGACUCCGAUGUUGAUCUCGAGUUCGAAGACGAUGAAGAAGCUGGUCUAAACAAACAUGCUAAACGGAAAUAUCUGAGGCGCAAGAGGAGGCGCGAUGGGUUGGAUGCCCGGAUUGCAGGCGCAUCAGGUUUGUCUAAGGAUGAAGCCAGACAAGCAGACCAAAGUGUCAUACGCAACCUCCUGGUCAACGCGGUCUUUAUCAGCGGAUGGUAUUUCUUCUCUCUAUCCAUAUCCAUUUAUAACAAAUUCAUGUUCUCCUCCGACCACAUCGACUUCCACUUCCCAAUGUUCGCUACAUCUCUACAUAUGGUGGUCCAGUUCUGUAUGGCAUCAAUUAUCCUCUUGAUCUUCCCAUCAUUACGACCUACCCAACCACAACCACCAUCAUACCGAAACGAGUCGCAUCCCCCGAAACCUCUAGUAACACCCUUGUUCUAUUUCACCCGAUUGGUACCCACGGGCACCACUACAUGUCUGGAUAUUGGCCUCGGGAAUACCUCUCUCCGCUACAUUACCCUCACUUUCUACACCAUGUGCAAAAGCAGCGUUUUGAUUUUUGUCCUUACCUUUGCAUUCCUCUUCCGCUUGGAAAAACCCUCGCUCAAGCUGAUUCUCAUCAUCUUAACCAUGACUUUGGGAGUGUUGAUGAUGGUCGCGGGUGAAACCGCUUUUCACGCCCUGGGUUUCACUUUGGCUAUGUCCGCCUCAUUCUUUUCCGGUUUCCGAUGGGCAUUGACACAAAUUUUGCUCCUUCGACAUCCAGCCACGUCGAAUCCGUUCGCAACCCUCUUCUUCCUCGCCCCGAUUAUGUUUGUCACCCUUUUCACCAUCGCUUGUUUCUCUGAAGGUCCCACAGCCGUCCUGACGGGAAUUCAAAUUCUAAUCUCAGCCUACGGCAUUGCCAAAGCGCUGGGACUUUUGAUUGUUCCGGGCGUUUUAGCUUUCUGUAUGAUUGCUUCGGAGUUCACCUUACUCCAACGGACCAGUGUUGUCACUUUGAGUAUAUGUGGAAUCUUCAAAGAAGUGAUCACCAUCAGUGCUGCAGGCAUUAUCUUCCACGAUGAAUUGAGCCUGAUCAACAUCAGCGGCUUGUUGGUUACGAUAGUCAGUAUUGCCUGCUACAAUUAUCUGAAGAUUGUCAAGAUGCGACAGGAAGCUCGAGAGAAGGUGAAAAAGCGUGAUGACGAUAUUAAUGACACUGGGGGGUUUGAGGAGACUGUUUACGAUGCUGAUGACACCGACAAUCGCCCUGCGGAAUCAAAUGUGCCGGCAGAUUCGAUCCCUUUGAUGCGUGAUCAAGACGAUGGAUUAGACGACGGGGGAAAUGUUGGGAAUGGCGUUGCAUCUGGGUCUGGAGUUCCGUCCAAAAAUCGGGACGAUUGA
This is a messenger RNA of Exophiala bonariae, 1419 nucleotides long. RefSeq lists its product as uncharacterized. NCBI's taxonomy places the organism in Eukaryota, Fungi, Ascomycota, Eurotiomycetes, Chaetothyriales, Herpotrichiellaceae. Gene Ontology annotation, biological process: UDP-glucose transmembrane transport. Bases 1 to 1419 code for a protein of 472 amino acids. Gene Ontology annotation, molecular function: antiporter activity. The record is from RefSeq and is a predicted model, not a curated record. The transcript is spliced from 2 exons. Gene Ontology annotation, cellular component: Golgi apparatus; endoplasmic reticulum-Golgi intermediate compartment; cis-Golgi network.